Venustampulla echinocandica is the source of this 525-nucleotide messenger RNA. RefSeq lists its product as uncharacterized. The transcript is spliced from 3 exons. The record is from RefSeq and is a predicted model, not a curated record. Lineage: Eukaryota; Fungi; Ascomycota; Leotiomycetes; Helotiales; Pleuroascaceae. Bases 1 to 525 code for a protein of 174 amino acids.
AUGUCGAAGAGGCGGCGGUUAGUGAGGCGUUCCGAGUCGUUGGUAAAUGUCCAGGCCGGUACCGAAGAUUACGGGAUAUUGAUCGAGGACAACAAAGGGGAUACAAAGCAUCGCGAGACCUUAGAAUGGCUACGCUCGUUAUCACUUCCGACUGCUCAGGCUGUUUAUAACCUGAUGAAAUCAAGUUUAAAACCGACUUCUAUAUCACAAGUACCAGAUCCGGAACGAGAGAAGCUUGCUACUUUGGCGGCUUCCUCUUAUACUAGUGGGCGCGAUGGUGCUUGGUAUACUUCAUGGUCUACUUGUGAAGUUAUAGCUACUACUACGAAUACUAUAAGCCAUCCUAGAUGGCAAGUAGACGUAACUGCUGGGCCUAACUCUAUCGGCGGAAAACUUAAAGCUGUCUUACCUAUCGGGGCUUGGGAAGCUUUAAUAAGUCUCCUCGGGGGCAAAAGGCAAUGGAAAGUUCAGAUUGCGGGCGCGGUGGGAGUAUUUCUCAUCCGUGCGACCAACGGGGUUGUAUAA